UCCCAGGGAGACGCAGGCCUACUUGUCACUUAGCCAGUUAAAUUAGUUGAAAAUGGAUGGAUGCGUCACGGGUGUGUCAUUUGUGAAACACCGUGGCACAUGAACAAAUAAAAGCAGAUGGCUAACUGGAGGGAUAUAUAACUUCAGGGAGGCUCUCCUGUCAAAGCACAUUUCAUCUGUCUUCAUAUGCGUGCUGACACCGUGGACGUAGUUCAUCUUCCAGAGGCAGGGAGGGAAAGUGGCAGUGAAGGAGAGACCCAGAUAGCGGAUGACUCCAGAACAGGGCUGCAUCCAUUCCAGAAAUGAGUUCCUAUUAGGAUGCCCUUCCCUGCCUUUUGCAUCACUGGUGUACACAGUGGAAAUGGAAGAAUUCACAUGGCAGAAUAAGUAAUGUUAAGUAGAUAUAAAAAUGCAACCACUGUGGAACCCACUGCAUGGCUGCUAGGAGAACUAAACGAGGCUUGUAUAUUAUGAAGUUCAGAGAGAAACGCUGGCAGAUGCUUCAUUGUGAUACCUACAAACUGAGAUCGCUUGGGGCAAUAAGUGUAAACCUUGGCCUAACAUCACAAACAAUUUCUUUCUUGGCAAAGUUAAAGAGGCAGAGGAUGUAUUAGCUCCUGCAAUUGUUCCUGAAGCAUUCCCCCGAAGAAUGACAAAAUACCUCAGAAAGGCCUUCCUUUCAAUGACACUGGCACUGUUGUUAUGGCAACACUCACUGGCAGAGCUGCAAUGCACAGCUCACCAGACUUUAAAGAUCUCCCCAUUCCUUCAAACCUCCUCUACCCUCCGCUUACACAACUGUGACUGCAGCGGAGAGGGUGUACAAAUGAAGAAGGAAGAAGGAAUGAAGCAGAGGGAUAUCUGCCCACUGGACAUGUCCAGGAAUUCCUCCUGGGAUCCAGUUUGCCUUGAUGACAGAGCUUACUGAUAUGGAGAGGUCUGUAGAGCAUGUGCUGACAUGUAUUUUUUUUUUUUUAAAUCACCAGCCAUUUUCCCUUUCUCUCAUCCCUUAUUGAUUGUUUGUCAACAUAAGUAGAAUAGGACAUUGACAAGAGUUAUUGUCACUUUAGUGAUGUCUUGAACUGUGUUAAAUACAUAUUUGCUUGUUGGAGUCAUCGAGAGAAAAAAGACAAACUUGACUAAAUGCCUGUAUUUCUUACCAGGAAUCUAUUUUUGCAUUUUUCAGCACUACAGUCAUCAAAUAGCUAGCCAUAUUGGUGUCAUAUCCAAGACUGCUGUUCUCAUAGCCUAUAGGUCUGUUUGUUCUCAUGUGAAGUGUGAGACAUUCACAUGUAUGGUGUCUUAUCCCCAGCUACCCAUCUCUUGUUUGUCUGUUCCCUCUGCUCCUCCCCUCUCCUUUCCUUGUUGGAUCGCCAGAGCUGACCUCCUAGUAGUCGCCAGCCCCACCUCACAGGAGUUCUCCCUCAAGUCUGAGCUCCAUUCACUUUUGUUCUGCAAUCCCUCUGUGACACGGACACGGCUCUGAAAAUGUCCUGGACACAUCCGGCACUUCUGGCUUUGCUGGCCAUCCUUAUCGCCUUGACAUUGUCCAAUGAGGCUGACAGUGCAUCUGUGUCUGAUGAUAAGCCAGACUCCAAGGCAGCUAGCCCACAAGGUGCAAUGAAGAAAAUCUUCAUGCCCGAGGCGGACGCGUUCAACUUUUUCAGACGGCGGACUAGGAGGGGUGUGAAGUCCCAGGAUGAGCUUGAUGUUGAGCAAAGGCAGGUACUGGCUGCAGAUGAACGCAAAAGGGAAUACCACGAGAACCAAAGAAGCAAAUUUGAGAACUAUGCCGAGGAGGAGGGAGACGAGCAGGAUGAAAGGUCCCGUGAGGGCGGCGAGCAGUGGCGAGAAUUCAGCUAUGAUGGCCAGGACCAAUAAUACAACAUGAAUACAACCGCAACACCAUCUGAUGAAUGACAACCAUCACAGAGGAAAAAAACAAGGAGCAGGCGUAAACUAUAGAGGCACUAAUCUAGAAAUGGUGCAUGUUUAAUAGUGACGCAAUUUGAAACCUUAUGGAAUAUGAUACGCUUAUAAAUAAGUACUUGUAAUAAACUAACAUCAUGUAUGUAAUGUAAACAGACUUAUCAGAACUGAAGCUGUACGUAAUAAGGCUUAUAGUGCCAUACACAAAUCAUUUGUAUUUGAUAGUAGGAGAUCAGUAUCUAAAACAUUGAUUUAACUUUAUUCAGUACCAUGUGUUAUUUUCAGUGUUGUGUCCUUCUUAUCUUAACUAGUCAGCUAAAUGUAGUCUUAUUUUUUGCUUUUGUUUUCUUGUAUAUCAGUUGGUUACUUCAUUGUAAAGAUAGGUCCUGGAGGUUGGGACCAACCAUUACUAAAUCUAUGACAUCUAUCAUAACUAAAAUGACUUCUAGCAAAGUAGAAAUUUAAUCCUGUCCAUGUACAUACCAUAUUGUGUUCUGGCCUAAUGGUUUAAAAUAAACUCUAUGGUCUGUA
Clupea harengus (Atlantic herring) is the source of this 2460-nucleotide messenger RNA. It is a transcript of the gene ucmab, whose product is annotated as upper zone of growth plate and cartilage matrix associated b. Bases 1489 to 1881 code for a protein of 130 amino acids. The record is from RefSeq and is a predicted model, not a curated record. The transcript has 6 exons. Gene Ontology annotation, biological process: regulation of osteoblast differentiation; embryonic skeletal system development. Lineage: Eukaryota; Metazoa; Chordata; Actinopteri; Clupeiformes; Clupeidae. Gene Ontology annotation, cellular component: extracellular matrix.